Molecule: messenger RNA, 4862 nt
Organism: Synchiropus splendidus (mandarinfish)
Lineage: Eukaryota; Metazoa; Chordata; Actinopteri; Syngnathiformes; Callionymidae
Gene: sall2
Product: spalt-like transcription factor 2
Exons: 3
Coding region: 334-4308 (1324 amino acids)
Biological process (GO): regulation of transcription by RNA polymerase II
Cellular component (GO): nucleus
Molecular function (GO): RNA polymerase II cis-regulatory region sequence-specific DNA binding; DNA-binding transcription factor activity, RNA polymerase II-specific
Source: RefSeq, a predicted model, not a curated record
CGAAAGAAAGACGGCGCUGCUCAAAGGAAGGAGUGUUGACUCGCCAUUUGAAUGCAAAGUAGAGGAAGAAUAAGUGAGCCCUGUGCGUGUGUGAAAGAAAGAGAGAGGGCUGGCCAAUGGAGAGGGACACAUGUCUACGGUACAUUAGUCCCAGCUCUACAAUGCCACCAACCAGGACUCACAGCCGAUAGUUCGAUGGAGCUUAUAGCACGAUGGCGGGGGAUGAUACUCUUAUUUAAGUAAUAGUUGCCUACUUUCUUCAGUGUGCAGGAAGAGACGUUAAAGUGGUGCUUUGGCCAAUGGGCCCCUCCAUCCGUACCGUCCUACAGAAGCAUGUCACGUCGGAAACAGAAACGACCACAGCCGUUUAUGAGCUUGACCCUUGAGGCAUGUCGGAUACUUGAGAACGAUGUCAAGUUUGCAUUGAAGCCACUCUCCUAUCGACCAAUCCAGGAGUCUGCCUUAAGAUCGGACCAGAUUUCCCUGCCUACCUGCUCUUCUUCGACGGGCCAACAGACCUGCAGUAUUGAGGAAACACCACUGUCCUACUCUCUGUACCAGACAUAUCACCACUGCCUGAAAGGCCAACGCACGUCCCUCUUCAUCGAGCAGAAAACUUCCCCGCCUCCCUCUCAUUCUCAAUAUCUAUCUUCUCAAAUAUUGUCUCCACUGUCGACCUCAAGUGUCCUUGAACACCCACCUCAGAGAGCACGCAUGGCUUCUCCCAAAUUAGGAUUGUCAGCUACCACCUCAUCCCCGUCGUCUUCCUCUGCCUCCCUAUGCCCCCCACCACAUCCGGGAAGUCCCAGUCGCGUGCCGGAAGGUCCUCCUAGUCCUGUAACGCCUACCCCUAGUCCAGAAUUGUCUUCAUCUUCCGCUGCUCCUACUAGAUCGCAGCUGAGUAUAGCUUUGAUCCUGGAGGAGUUGCGAGUACUGCAACAAAGGCAAAUCCAUCAGAUGCAGAUAACGGAAGAGAUUUGUAGGCAAGUGCUGCGUCUGGGUGGAGCCUCCUACUCCAUUGACCCACCGUCCCAACAUCUUUUUCCCGUCUUGCCACAGCUCUGUUUAGAAGAUAAUAAAAGGGAAGGGAGCCCAACCCUGCAGACCUCUGACUUCCUUCCACCUACCUCAGUAGCCCCUCUUCUGGCAUGCUUUCCCUCGUUGAUUUCCUCUCAAGAAUCCGUCAAACCUUCAAAGACAAAUAGCUCAUUGUCACAAAUACUGCAGCCACACAAAGUGCAGCCGGAAUCAUCAGGAGGGACAGCGCAGUCCCAGGGCUUUGCCAAUCCUCAGUUAUCAGCAUCUUCCAAUUCGGCAUCAGCUUCCUCUUCAAACCCUCUCUCCCUUACUUUGGCCUCUCCUAACCGAUAUCUCCAUGAAAAAUCGCCCAACACCUCUUCACUGGGGGGCUACAGUGGCCACUCCUUCAGAAACACACCCCACUCAGCCUCCCAAAAUCCCCUUCAGUCCGCCUCUGGAGGAGACUUCUUUGCUACAUCUGCGUCCAGCGGACCAGGCCGCCUUCAGCAUGGCUGUCGCUUCUGUGGGAAAAUGUUCAGCAGCGACUCUGCUUUGCAAAUACAUUUACGGUCACACACUGGAGAGCGGCCGUACCAGUGUCCAGUGUGCUUGAGCCGUUUUACCACCCGGGGAAAUCUAAAGGUACAUUUUUUGCGGCAUCGUGAACAAAACCCGGAGCUCUCCAUGUCACUCUUGCCUCCAUCUUUGUUUGGCAUGGGACUGGGAGCGAUUGGUGGAUCGGACAUGGGGCAAAGCAUGUCCAACGGCGGCAGCUCAAAUGGACUGAACAUGAUUCAGAAGAAAAGAAAAAUAGGUCCUGAGGAAGAACUGUUUGGUGAUCAGCUGGAAGUCAGUGGGUCCAGUACUGGAUUCUCUUCAAGGACAUCUGGAGUGACGACACCCUCUUCGCUGCCACUUCCUCCCAGUGUAGAUCUGGCUUUGAUUUCCCAUUCUCUGUUACAGCUCAACAGAGCUGCAGCAGUGGCCGCUGCGGCUUCUAUUGCAUCUGGCUCCUCAAGCUCCGCCUCCUCAGCUGGUACAUCGUCCUUGACCACCUCUCUCCUAUCAAACCCCUCCCUGUCUUCAUCUUCCACCAUCGCGGGGUUAAUCAAAGGUGCCAAACAGAAUCAUUUCGAUGAAAACACCCCUCCUCCUGUCUCAAUACUCUCCCCAGCGGCGUACUCACAGCUUGCUCAAUUACCCAAACUUCUUUUCCCCUCGGGGUCUUCUUCUACAACUACGGCGGCACAUUCUGCCCUUUUCAAUCAUCCAGCUUUGGGAAUGCUACGCGCCCCACAAUCCACGUCCGCCAGCACCCACCAACUGACCCCCUCCAGUGCUUUCCCUUUCACUUCCUUCACCAAGGCGGCGGGUAUGACCUCUGUGUCAUGCUCCCAACCCUCAUCCACACCCACCUCUACCCCUACCUCCGAAACAUUUAAGUUACAGAGGCUGGUGGAAAAGUUAGAGAAAGCCCCUCCCCACACCGUGCCCCAAUGGGCAUCCUCGAAUUCCUCCUCUAUUCUUGAUGUGUUAUGUGGUGGUUCCUCAACCUCAUCGGCAGCUUUGGCCAACACAUGCUUCACAAACACUAGUACAUCUGCCACAUAUGUCAUGGCAUCUUCACCAUCUUCAAAUUUGGUCACCUCAUCCGUCUCAAACCUCACACAGGAGAUGAUAGCAGCCCUUGGCUUGGCUUCUAACAUACCUGCUGCCAUGUUAGGUGGAAUGCCACAGUCUGCCCGUAAUGCCACCCCAGCUGGAAAUUUAACAGGAAAUCAGUGUGGGGUCUGUCUCCGAGUCCUGAGCUGUCCCAGAGCCCUGCGCCUGCACCAAGCCACGCACCUUGGAGAACGCCCUUUCCCUUGCAAGAUUUGUGGACGAUCCUUCUCAACGAAAGGCAGUCUUCGUUCGCAUUUGGCCACCCAUCACACCCGACCAGCCAAUGCCCGUGCUCAGAACUCUUGCCCGCUAUGUCAGCGGAAAUUCACCAACGCACUGGUACUUCAGCACCACAUCCGCAUGCAUCUGGGAGGGCAGCUACCCCCGGAUGGCACAGAUGACUCCACUCAAGAUAUUUCAGGCGACCUGACUGACAAUUCAGUGUCCCAUUCACAAGUCACCGAGGAGGCCUCUGGUAAGACACCUCCACAAGAUGAGCCUUCUCUUGAAAACGCUUCACAAGCUCAACCUCCAGAAACCAAUUCAGCUACUCUUCAAGAAAGUUUAAAAUCAGAUUGCGCGCAGAAUUCUGACAAAAGCAGGUCCUCAAGUCCGGACAUCGUUCCCCCUGCUGAUCUAAGCCCUGACCCGUUCAUGAAUCUCUCCAUGCAAACUCCUCCUCCAGCCAGUGAAGAGCCUCCUGUCCUUUGCGUCAGUGCCCCACUAGCAGAUGAGGCGAUCAGCAAAGAUACACAAAGUGAAAAGCUGAGCACAUCUGAAGACAUCCUGGCUGCAGACUGUAAAGAAAUACCUUCCUGUGAUACAUUUCUCAGCCCUUCUUCAAGCAAAGAUCAUUUACAAAGCACACCGCCCACCAGUGCUUCUUAUGUCUCCUCCGGUUCCUCCAAGCCAAACCACCACAACGAUGAGGCAUCUGAAACACCAGCCUUACCAAACCUUACAUCAGUCGAGUCAACGGAACAUGACAAGGAUUCUGUUUGUGGGCCAAGUGACCCAAAACAAAAGGAAGAAUCUGGAUCUCUUGAAACUCAAAAACGUUCCUCAGCUGUGGAGACAGAAGAAAGUCCCGAAAAAAAACCCUCAGCAGCUAGAUCCGCAAACGUGAGGGAGACGCGCCAGAGCUUUCACUUCGCUGCAUAUGGGAGAGACGACCAAGCAGAAGGGGUAAAGAUUAGUGGAUCUGUUCCAAGUCAAGUGCUGGAUGAGUCUGCUCCCAUCAGUCUAGCCCCAACGCUCCCAUCUCCAAUGUCACGUCCUGAGAAGAAGACUUACUGCUGUGCUGAAUGUGGGAAAGAGUAUGCCAGCCGCAGCGGACUCAAGGGCCAUAUGAAGCAUCACAGUGCCUCUGUGAAAACCUCCCGCCCAGCUGUCCGCAGCAGUCGUUCCACGUCUGACCAGCGUCCUUCUUCUUUAAACUCCUCAAGCCUCCCAGCCACCAGAAGUUCGACAGGAUUCUGGAACCAAUACCAAGCUUUCCUCAACGCCGGCGCUGAGUCCACAGAUGACUUGAAGUCUGGCAGCCAAGCAGACGACAAGUCAAUGGCAAGAUCCCUGGACGCCGAUCUGUCGGCGCAAGUUGGGGACGACUCCCUGGCGCAGUCUUAACGCCACUCACAAGUACUAUUACUGUACACAUCGAGGUGAUCCCACUCAGUUUUGCUGGCCUAACACAUGAUAAGUAGUUUGAUCUUCAGAGCUUCUUGUUUGUCUGUGAAAGUCGUGAUUUCAUCUGCCCAGUCUUGUAAUGUUCAGAUAUAAAAUACAACUAGAAAAUAAACUGUAGCAUAUGAAGUACAGUAACUACUGUGAAACUAAAGUUUCAUUAUUUGUGCACUUUUAAAUGAAGAAAAAGAUUAUUAACGUGAUAUUGAGUGAAGUCAUGAAUAAAAAAAAAAAGAAUGUUCUUCUAAUCAUAUUGGACGUCUAUGUUUGUCCCUCAGUUUGUGGUACCGAUCCAACACCUUCUCAUUUUGUUUUGGAGCUGAAGCUUCGAUGUCUUCAGUCUGCAGAGUGAUGCCAUUUACUGUGGUGAUUAUUCUGAAUGUCGUCUGGUCCAGAAGUGUGUAACAUGCUUUCAUUUUCCCACUUAAAAAAACAUACUAUGUCUGUUGUAUUGUGUGCGCUUUUGCUAUCAAUGUAUUAAAUUCUUUUGUCUGUUU